GCGGGGGAGUAGAGGAGUGCGCGUGAGGUUCUGCCGCUCUGUCCUGUCUCCCUCCUCCCCCGGCUGCUGUAGUGCUAGAGGCCGGGCGCGUGUGCGCAGCGACCGACGCUCCGUUUCCAAUCGGCGGUAGUACCUACUAACGGACCCAGCGCACCAUGGCCGAUGAGAUUGACUUCACGACUGGAGAUGCUGGUGCUUCCUCCACCUACCCCAUGCAGUGCUCUGCGCUGCGCAAGAACGGCUUUGUCGUGCUCAAGGGACGUCCUUGCAAAAUUGUUGAAAUGUCAACCUCUAAGACUGGCAAGCAUGGUCAUGCCAAGGUUCAUUUGGUUGGUAUUGAUAUUUUCACUGGCAAAAAAUAUGAAGAUAUCUGCCCAUCCACUCAUAACAUGGAUGUUCCAAAUAUCAAGAGGAAUGACUAUCAACUGAUCUGUAUUCAGGAUGGCUACCUCUCUCUGCUGACAGAAAGCGGUGAAGUUCGUGAGGAUUUGAAGCUGCCAGAAGGUGAUCUAGGCAAAGAAAUAGAGGGGAAAUACAAUGCAGGUGAAGAUGUACAGGUGUCAGUCAUGUGUGCAAUGAGCGAAGAAUAUGCUGUAGCCAUAAAGCCCUGCAAAUAAAUGGGAUCUCCAGGCUCGAGCAAUUGCUCAGGUCCAGACAAACCACAGAUCUUAAAUUUGGUUCUGAUUGUCACCAAAGCUAUGGCCUUCACAAGCAACCUCAUUUCUUUUUGGAUUGUUUCAAAAUAGUGCUGGAUUCUGAAUUAGUGUUGCAGGCUGACUGGCAAUUUUCAUAAUCACUGAGGUUUUAAUUCCUUAUGAAUUGUGUAACUAACAUGCCUGUAGGUUUCAGUUCAUGGGUCCAAGAAACCUGAUGGUUUCAUUCAUUAGCAGGUAUAUUUUAUUUGUUUGAGCAAAACAUGUCUGUCUGUUUGAACAGACAAUGUACAGUAUUCAGGGGAUUUUAGACAAAAUAGUAGAUGGUAUCUAGGAUUCUAAAUUAACCUAGAACAUAAAUAGUAUUUAGUUUUUUUGCCAUAACAUUUAGCUAGAACUGACAUAAUAUAGAAUUGUUUUAACUUAGACAUUAAUAUCUUGUGAAUUGGGAUUCUCAUUGAAUUGUGGGUGCUGAUCACAUUUCUUAGACCAUGAAACUCAAGUGAUUAAAAAAAAAUGCCAAUUAGCUUGACAAAGUCCUGGUGGCCAUGUGCAACUAACUGUAUUACCUCUUGUUAUAAUCUCCCUUUGCCAACUUGUUGGCUUGCUUAUUGUAACUUUAUAAAAAUGUCAAAAUCUGCCUUUGGUGUAGGCAGGCAGUCAGAAUGUUGGUUGGAUGUUACAUAGCCAGAUUAAAGGUGCACAAAUAGGUGGGAUUAGAUGUUAAAGUGAGACUUUCACUUGAGGCCUUUGUCAGACUUAAAAAUAAUAAAAAUAGAAAAAUGCAGUUCAGUUGCUCUUAUUGUAUUAUCUUAAACUAUAAAAAGGAGUGACUAACUCCACAGGAAUCUCUUGCAGUGCUUCCAGUGUUAGGUGUAAAUGUUCAGGUUCUAACUACUUUGAUUUUGUAGCACAAGGAGUAUAGGUUUUUGACCACUUUUUUUUUUUUUUAAUGAAUUGUAGCAUUGGAACUUAAAUGCACAUCUUUUUCAUGUGUAAAGGAAACCUAACUAUUCAAAUGCAAAAAAGUUUGCAUUUAUAAAAGUAAAAUACAGGCACAGCGGACACCAAUAUAAAACAUAAUCAUGGCUCAAAUAUGGGAGUAGUAGUAAUAAGUUACUACAUGUAACUGUUCUAGAAAUAAACAUGGCAGAAGCUACAUAGGUAGCUUGCCAUGAACACAGCAGUUGUUCCUGACUCAUUUAAAAAUGUGUAUUUAGGCAUGACUUCGUUAACUUGUUAAUGGCAAACAUGAAAGGCUCUGCAAAACUGACAGAAUUGUCACUAACUUAGCAUCUUGUGCUUUCUGUAUGGUGCUCUUACACAUGAAUUUCAUUCUUCUACUAUAAUUCGUUCUCAGACUAGUUCAUGGCUUAAACUUCAACUCACAUUUCCCUAUAAUGGGGCUUGGCAGAACUAGAUUUGUUUUUUUAUAUUAAGCAUGUUUAUCAAACUUUAAAUUUCAGUUGUAGGAAAUUUGGGAGCAGGGUGAGAUGUCUACUUAAUGACAGCAGAUGUUGAGAUUCAAAGUUAAUUAUAAGUCUCUAAAACACAAAUGGCCAACAUCACGUGUCAAAAUCUACAGUUUGAUGUCCUUAAAUCAAACUAAGUUCUCAAGCAGCAUUUUUCUUUAUCUGUACAUUUUGUUUAUCAAUGUAGACCUUUUAGUUGGUUUGUGAGUAUGGUCAAAUGGAUAUUUACUGACAGAUUAAAAAUCUGUCCUUCCAAGCCUACUUCUAAUGAACCACUUUAUAAACUUGCCUUAAGCUUCAAUGGCUAUUGACUAAUUUGGGACAAUUUAAAUACUUGGAAUACUGCCCUUGCAAAACAUACACUGUUCAUAAUCUCUAUCUUUCAUUGGCUGCAGGAGCCAUGACUUCAGGCUAUUAUCCACUAUCUUAAAAUAGAUUUAACUUAGCAGUAGGAACGCUCCAACCUACUAAAGGGGUUGGAGUAGAGCAAUUACCUUAUGAGUUGAACUUGUAUAUGAAACUUAGUCUAUAUCCUGGUAGACUACAGUGAACCUGAGUGAUGAAAAGUAAAACACACACUGACGGUAUGCAUGUGCCUAGUAUACCAUGACAGAGGGGGACAAGCAUCAUGCAGCUCAGGCUAGCAAUAAAUAGCUACCUAAUCCAUCUCAAAGCACAAUGUACUGUAACUAUCCUUACAGCAGUCAAGUAUCACUACAUAUUUCUGCCUUGCUUACAGGGCAUUGUGAUUGAACUUCCUAAAUAGCACCUUGUUUUGUAUGCAACAAUAAACUUGAUUCUUAAAACAAGGCUCUGCACCCUAUUACAGGCUGAAACCUGUGUAAACUAUAGUGCUUUCUUAAGAGCUAAACCUCAAUGCUCUCCUUGUCUUCCUGUACCCCACCAGGAAGUGGAGUGUGGGAGGGUAGGAGGGAACAGCAGUGCUUGUUACGUUUCAAUAUCUCAUGGUGUGGGUCAAUAAAAACCAGUGCCUCUGGACCUGGUCUUAAGGACAAGAUGAGGUGCCUGCAACCAGCUAGGAUGUCUAGCACUGACAUAACCAAGCUAAUGCAAGUUCUGGCUGCUAUAACUAUAUUAAAAUAUAGUUCAAAGGCUGGACAAAUUCAGCUAGUGUAGCAUCUUAUUGUGUUAAUACAAUUUUAAAGAUCUCAUAUGCAACUAAAACAUUUGAUGUAAUCAGACAUUGGAUGCAGCUCGUCCACAAGUGUCCGGAAAGUAUAGGACUAGCUAUCUCAAAGUAGUCCCUUGACUGAGAGAUUUCUUAGGGCUAAAAGGCAGUUCUACUAACCACUGCCUGCAGUUCUUCAAAAUGUAGGUUUGAGAUGACAGUACUUCUCCAAGCAAGAGUUUGUUCUGUUGGCUGGUUCUGUAGCAGUCUUGCAUAUGACUAAAUACCUAUUGCUUAUCCACCUUUGUAAGGCACUUUGAGAUCUAUGAAAGUAAUUAUUAGGUCAUCAUACAUAUGGAAUUGCCUGGAGAAAACUAAUCUAUUACUAGUAUCUUGGACACUUCAUCAGUUAAGUUACAGUAUUAUGUUUUACUAAACUUAAAACCAAUGUUUGAGCUAUUUCUUUAAUAGCAAGCUAUUUCAGCUUACUGUCAAUAGUCAUAUUUACAAUAAACCUUUGAAUUGCUACUAGUAGCAAUUCAAACUGCUGCAUCUUCCUGAAAUAUCUAUCAGAAACAUCAUGAGGUGAAUUUCUUGCUCUCAAAGCUUCACUUUAAAACAGAUCUCAUCUAUUUACCUGGUUUGUACUACUAGCUUCUAAAUUAAGGGUUUUUUUUUAUUAACUUGCUGCUACCAGAACAUGAAAACUGCAAACUCUUAGCAGCUGCUGCAAUUCCUUAAAUUAAAAGGUGGAAAACUAGGGGGUGUAGGAAAUAUUUUCACUUACUUUUACACUUUUAUGGCACCAGUCUUUAUAGGGUUUUUGUCUUUUCAAUUCUUUAAGUGUACUAUAGGCUGUUUUUUGCCUCAAGUGUUGAUAAAUAUUAUUUAACAACUUAAAUGGACCCUUUUAAUUUUUGCUUGAUAUGGUUGCUUUUCAACUAGACUAUUGCCAGUUGAGCCAUGAUUUGAAUGCAUUGUUCUCAGGGCUGAAGUUCAUUAUUUUAACAGUAACUGCUUGCAAGUCUCUUACAGGGUUUUUCUGAUCCAUAGUAGCCUGUAGCUUUCCUGAGAUGGUGCACAGUCUAUAUAAUCUCAGAAUACUGUAUUCUACAUAAUCUGUAAAAGAAUCACAUUUGGGACUAGGUCAAACUAUUGUAGUUAGUAGGUUUACUGAAGUCAAGCAUGUUAAAAUAUUAAAUGGGCUUCAAAAUUCAAUAAAACACACUUUUUGUUGAAUAAUUAGAAUAUAGUUUGUUACAAGAAUUCAGGUUUGGAAAGGAAGAUUCAGUAUGUCCUUACUAUUAAGGCUAUUGGGUAUCACAUUGAAUUUUAUGUAUCAAGACAAUUUUAAUGAAGGUAUAAAUCUUAAUGAAUAUGUUAUGCUGAACAUAUGGUUGAAUUUUAGUUUUGCACAGUCCAUUUAGAGCUUCUUGAGUCUCAUUUUAACAUCUGUAGUCUAACCCUAAAGUAUUUGGCUUUUGAGGGUGAUUCUGUAUUGUGGUAAAUAACCAGUGUAAACUUAGAAACUCUCUUGUUUAGUUUAAAUGCUUGCUGCAUAUUACUGUAAAAUAAAUGAUACCCCAUUAUUCUCAAAUUAUUCUAUAUUAUAAACAUAUCAAGUACUAGUCAAUGUAUUUUUUUAAAAAGGGAGAGGGAAGAGGAGAAGUUUUAAUUACUGUAUUUAUGCAAUGACAUCAUACUAAUCAUAGCAAAAAGAAAACACCCUGUAAGUUAUUGUAUCUAGUCUUUAGGGAUAAGUGAGCAAAUGGACUUAUGGUUAUCAGCUGGACGGAUUCAAAUAUUUAUAUAUUGUAGAAUAUAUAUUUGCUUUUUAAAGUCCUAAAACCAAUAACUUGAAAGGUAUAACUGUACAUCUUUCAUUUGUGUAAUAGUGAAGCUCUCAGUUACUAAGCGUAAGGGAAGUUUGUUUGGCUUACAAAAGAUGGUUGAAAGAAGGCCCUUUAACAUUUAGACGAUGAAGCUGGCUAAAAUGUUUCUAUGAAAUAUUUGUGCAUUUGACUUUUAGUUACAGCAAGAGGGAUAGUGGAAGCUAAACUUAAGGUCCAGUCUUGAAAUACCUUUUAUUUUUAUUCACUACCUUUAGCAAUACAUUUGUUCAUUCCAUAUGAAAAACUUUUUUUUUUUUUUUAAACUAGAAGGGCUUGUCAAAGUUGUAUUGGGGGUUGGGGGGAGUGCUGACUUUCCUGUCAAAAGAAAUAAAAUCAAACUCUUAACAUUU
Emys orbicularis (European pond turtle) is the source of this 5496-nucleotide messenger RNA. It is a transcript of the gene EIF5A2, whose product is annotated as eukaryotic translation initiation factor 5A2. The transcript is spliced from 5 exons. The record is from RefSeq and is a predicted model, not a curated record. Bases 156 to 617 code for a protein of 153 amino acids. Gene Ontology annotation, biological process: positive regulation of translational elongation; translational elongation; positive regulation of translational termination. Lineage: Eukaryota; Metazoa; Chordata; Testudines; Emydidae. Gene Ontology annotation, molecular function: RNA binding; translation elongation factor activity; ribosome binding.